GCCACUUCCAUCAUUUUAUUCGUACCUCCUCUUUCUCCUCCUUCUUCUACCUUGCAUUCAUUCUACUUCUAAGAUCUCACCGAUUAGUAAAUUUUCUACGAUAUAUCUUCAGCCAUGUCAUCGACAUCGAUGUUAGCAUAUGCAGGAGUGGUAGUCGUAGUAUAUCUCAUCACUCUAGUUCUAUACCGUCUACUUCUACACCCACUUGCGGGAUUUCCCGGUCCUAAACUCGCCGCUGCGACAGUGCUGUAUGAAUUUUACUACGAUGCCAUCAAAAAAGGCCAGUACACAUUCCAGAUUCAAGAAAUGCAUGGGAAAUACGGACCCAUUGUACGAAUUUCCCCAGAAGAGUUGCACUGUAACGACCCGGCCUUUAUCGCUACAUUAUAUACUGGUGGAUCUGUUCGUCGAGACAAGUAUAAACACUAUACCAAUCAAAUCUGCCUUUGGAUGAGCAGCUUUGGUACUACAGAUCACGACCUCCACCGUCUUCGUCGCAGCACGAUAAACCGGUUCUUCUCCAAGACAUCCGUAUCGAAGAUUGAACCUAUGAUUCAUGAGAAAGUUGAGUUGCUUGGUCGACAGCUAUGCACUUAUGUUGAAGAUAAGAAUCCUUUGGAUCUUGUCCAGGCAUUCAACUGCUUCUCUAUGGAUGUGAUUACAGCGUAUUGUUUUGGGAAAAGCGAAAACUUCCUCGAGAACCGCUUAUUUAGAUGCGACCAUAGCGCCGCCCUGAGAGAGAUGUCUUUCGUUGGGGAAUAUGCGAAAUAUUGCCCCUACAUAAUUGUUCUUGGGAUUUCGCUUCCUAAUUCGUGGAUAACGAUUUUAAACCCGGCUGUUGGCCACUAUAUGCAGUGGCAACAUGAAGUCCGGGCCCGGAUCUGUGACAUAAUAAGCCAGAAAGACGUUGGCAAACCAAUGGCCAAAGAUAGUCCUCAAGCUACAGUCUUUGACGGAAUAUUGGAUAGCAAGUUACCAGAUCAAGAAAAGACUCUAACUAGGCUUUGGCAAGAAUUGCAAUCCAUCAUUGGAGCAGGCACCGACACGGUUUCUUGGAGCCUAUCUGUACUAUUUUUCUACCUCUUGAAUGAUCGUACUGUAUACAAGACCUUGAUGUCGGAACUUGAGAAUGCUAUUCCUAAUCCAACAUCUCAGCCAUCAUGGAAUGACCUAGAGAAGCUUCCUUACCUGAGUGCUUGUAUAAAUGAAGGAUUACGCCUUUCAUAUGGGCUGAGCUCACGCCUUCAACGAAUAUCACCAGAUGGACCUAUGCUGUAUCAGCCUUCGGAUUUUGUGACCGCCUCCAAGUCGGAAUAUGUUAUUCCUCAGGGCACUCCUGUCGGCAUGACUUCUGUGAUGGUCCACCGCAAUUCCAAAAUAUUUCCGAACUCGGAGCAGUUCGAUCCUAAUCGGUGGUUGGACGCCGAGGGCAAGGUUGAUCGGACGCUAGAAAAAUAUAUGUUAAUCUUUUCUAAGGGAAGUAGACAGUGCGUUGGUAUAAACCUUGCAUAUGCGGAGCUCUUCAUGGCAACGGGCUUGAUCUUCCGGCGUCUCGGUCCACGGAUGAAGCUGUACGAAACCCAGCUUGACGAUGUCGAAAUUAGACACGCUGCCUUCAUGACGUCACCGAGACUCGACUCCAAGGGAAUUAGAGUCCUGAUGGGAUGAUGGCUGAUCGUGACCAGGAUGGUACAGAGGGGCGAUUGAAAACAUUGUUUGAAGCCGCUCGGACUUCUAAUCGCUUUGGGUCUUUGCUAUGAAUAUCCGUC
Molecule: messenger RNA, 1769 nt
Organism: Annulohypoxylon truncatum
Lineage: Eukaryota; Fungi; Ascomycota; Sordariomycetes; Xylariales; Hypoxylaceae
Product: putative cytochrome P450
Exons: 9
Coding region: 115-1668 (517 amino acids)
Molecular function (GO): heme binding; oxidoreductase activity, acting on paired donors, with incorporation or reduction of molecular oxygen; monooxygenase activity
Source: RefSeq, a predicted model, not a curated record